This is a messenger RNA of Marmota flaviventris (yellow-bellied marmot), 1026 nucleotides long. Its product is annotated as olfactory receptor 9S13-like. Gene Ontology annotation, cellular component: membrane. Gene Ontology annotation, molecular function: G protein-coupled receptor activity; olfactory receptor activity. The record is from RefSeq and is a predicted model, not a curated record. Lineage: Eukaryota; Metazoa; Chordata; Mammalia; Rodentia; Sciuridae. Gene Ontology annotation, biological process: G protein-coupled receptor signaling pathway.
AUGGACACUGGUGAUGGUGUGAGAGAGUCUGCAGUAGGUCCACCUGAUAUCACAGAAUCAAAGAAAGAGUGUCUCAGCAAUGAAGAGUGGCCAAGUAGGAAUUACUCAGAAUUGACAGAGUUUAUUCUCCUCGGAUUCAGGACAUCUCCGGAAGUACAGGUUUUCUUAUUCUUACUGUUCUUGCUUAUCUAUCUGGUAAUUGUAUUGGGAAACAUCAGCAUGUUAAUCGUUAUUAAAAUCGACUACAGACUUCAUACACCUAUGUAUUUCUUUCUUAGAAAUCUAUCUUACUUAGAUCUCUGCUACUCCACAGUCAUUGCACCCAAAACUCUGGCUACUUUCUUGUCCAAAGAAAAGAAAAUUUCCUACAACGGGUGUGCGACACAGUUCUUUUUCUUUGCCCUUUUUGUUGGGACUGAAGGUUUCCUUCUGGCUGUGACGGCAUACGAUCGCUUCUCAGCCAUUUGCUCACCUUUCCUCUAUACUGUGCGGAUGUCUCAGCAGGCUUGUGUCCGCUUGGUGCUUGGAUCUUACAUCUGCGGAUGCAUCAACUCCAUGAUACAAACAGGUUUCACCUUCAGUUUGCGUUUCUGUCAAGAGAACAGACUGGACCACUUUUUCUGUGAUGUCCCAGCCCUGAUCAAGAUCUCAUGCGUUGACACCUUUGUGAACGAGAUUGUGCUGUUCGUGCUCUCUGCUGUCAUCAUCAUCACCACCACCACCGUCAUCCUGGUUUCCUAUGCGUACAUCCUCUCCACUGUCCUCAAGAUCCCCUCGACCCAGGGCAGGAGUAAGACCUUCUCCACAUGCAGCUCUCACAUCACGGUGGUGAGUUUAUUCUAUGGAACUGUGUUCUUCAUGUACGCCCAGCCUGGGGCCAUCUCCUCACCAGAGAAAAGCAAGAUUAUAGCUGUAUUCUAUACUCUUAUCAUUCCUAUGUUGAAUCCUCUGAUUUAUAGUCUAAGGAAUAGGGAAGUGAAAAAUGCUCUGAAAAGGAUAUUGUUGAGAAAAAUGCCUUUUUAUUAA